AUGAUCGAUGAGUAUUGGGCCAACGAGGACUUUGAGGGCGUUGGUAAGAAUAACUUUUCCGUUAGUAUCAUCGUAACCUUAAAAUUUAACUUUUUUUCAGAAAUCCGCGAAGUACCUUUGAAGCUUCAUCCUGGCGAUUGGUUUAGCCAAAACAUUGCCCUUGGCUUCAAUCUGAUCUUCUCGGAUCUGAAUCCUGAUCUUGUCAUCGUCGAUCACAGUGCCAGUUGUGUCCCCAUGAUCAAAUGGCGCUUCCCUCAAUCAAAAAUAUUGUUUUAUUGUCACUUCCCGCAACAACUGGUUACUCCGAACAGGUUCUUUUUGUACAGGUGGUAUUCCAACAUAGUCGGAUUAAUCGAAGAGAAGAUGUUUCAAAGUGCAGACACUAUUAUGGUCAAUAGUAAAUUCACCGGUAAGUGUAUUUUGCAAAUCUAUUUCAACUCAAAAAUUCCAUAUUUCAUAACAAAUCUCUCUUUAGCCGCCAACUUCAAACAAGUCAUGCCAUCGGUGCCGGCAGAUAAGAUCGAGGUGGUGUAUCCACCAUGCGACGUCGACUCGACCUCUUGUGGAAUGACGCAAGCCAUCAGCCGGAGGAACCGAGCUCAGAAUUCUCAUUUCACCUUUCUCUCCAUGAACAGAUUUUGGCCAGAGAAACGCUUGGAUAUUAUUGUAGAGGCAGCAGCCAUUCUUAGGGACCGGGGUUUUCAGCCCAAAGUCCAAUUGGCUGGAUCUGUUAUGCCUCAUAUCCCCGAAUCCAGAAUUUAUUACGAGGAAUUGCAGAAGAUGGUCGAGAGUUACCAUCUGGAGGGUACGGUAGAAUUCGUCCCCUCUCCCACAGAAGCCGAGAAGUUUAAACUCUACAGAGAAUGUGAUUCCGCGCUAUAUACACCUCCCAACGAACAUUUCGGUAUUGUCCCGAUUGAAGCAUUGGAACAGAGAAGACCGGUGAUUGUAAUUGACAGUGGAGGACCUUCAGAGACGGUGAUUGAAGGGAUCACAGGGACAAAGAUUGCCGAGCCAGAUGGUCUUCUUUUGGCUGAAGCUAUGAUGAUGCACAUGAACAAAGGAGAGUGGGAGCAUUUGGAUGAUGACCUAAAAUACGCCAAACAGGUAAGAACUUGAUACAUUUAUUUAAUCAAUUAUGUGAAUAUCUAUUAUUACUUUAAUUCUCAACUUUAGAGAGAACGUUUUGUUAGAGAAUUCAGCGCUCAGGGAUUCGGAGGACGAAUCGAUGACGCCGUUUCCAAGAUGUUCCCUGAAUAUAUUCCGGUGGCCGCCCUGACCAAAGCCCGUUCAGACGUUGUAGUUUCCAAAAUCCCCAAAGCCCCAGAAUUGAGGCGACGUGCCAACAACGCCUAA
Molecule: messenger RNA, 1356 nt
Organism: Bursaphelenchus xylophilus (pine wood nematode)
Lineage: Eukaryota; Metazoa; Nematoda; Chromadorea; Rhabditida; Aphelenchoididae
Source: the annotation of a GenBank genome assembly